CACCUUUCUCCGCCACAAUCUCCUGUUUCUCAAGCAACUUCCUGGGUCACCUGCUGCAUCUUCCCCUGGACUUUCCAAUUGACCUGAACACCGAAUCGUUUGAGGCCAUGAUUCCUCAGCUGUCCAGGUUGUACCCUGAUAAGGAGCUAGAGCUUGAGGUGUCACCUGAAUCGGCUCCAUUCCUAGUGUUCACCCCUGGAAAUGUGGUCCUUGUGCCAGUGAUAAACAUCCAGGCCUUCGUCCUCCUGCCCACGUCCUCCGAACGCAGGCCACUCUUCCAACUCAGGGCGAGAACCAACAUCAUUGCCACCAUCAGGGUGAGCUCCAACAAGAUCCAGGGCUCAGUGACCCCAGGAAGGUAAGAGGCCAUGGGUAGGGGAGAAGAGGUGUGGGCGAGAGGUCAGAGCAUCUAGUCUGGUUCACUGAUAGGGCUGGAGCUGCCCCCGACAAACAGAGGUCUCCACUGGCGUGGGCUCCUUCUCUAAUCCAGUGCCUCCCUCUGGAAAAGGCAUGUUGACAGUGCCUCAGGGGAAAAGCCAGAAGUCAAGGAAAGUUGUCAGGUGCCUUCAGGUUCCCUAUCAUUAGGGGCUCCUCACUCCCUGCCUCUGAGGCAGCAGUGAAGAAGCUGAAACUUCUGCAAAGAGGGUACUUAAGAGUGACAGUCCAGCUGGAGAAGGUGUCUGCGAGGACUUUACAUACAAGAUUGGGAAAAACUGUCAGUAUUACACAUCAGAAAGUGGAGAUUUUGGAUGGAGUGUUAAAGGUGCCCCCAGGCCACUGCUGACUGUCCCAUUGCCCAGUUACCCAAUCCGUGGUGGGCAAGUAUUUAUUCAACCAAGGAGUCAGUGGAGAGUUCAGGCUUUGGACAGGCCCCUGGGGCCGGUACUUUGGCUAGUGGUGACCUCUGUCCACAGCCCCCACACGUGCCCCUCAGCUCACCCACUCCGGGCGCUGCUCCCCGCUGAGGUACAGGUCCAAUGCGUGCAUCAGAGGAAUGAAACCCUGGCCUCGGGGUUGGAUGCCUGUUGGCUGAUAGAGCGCCCUGACCCCACUGAAAUAAAUAUCUUCGUAAGCAGUCUUUAAAUAGAGGAGCUAAUGAUGAGCGUUUGGGGCUUUGAGAGGUCCCGAAUGUGAGUGUAUGCAUAGACCUGGCUUUGGGGGGGUCUCUGCAGUAUCGGGGGGCGGGGGGGGCAGCCAUGAGCUUAGGCUAUGAGGAAGGAGGCAGCAGAGUAAAGGAUCUCACCCAAAAAUUUGCUAAGGAAUUAUGAAAAUAACUCUGCCCCGUGAGCAGAAAGCAGACAUCUGUCGGGGGUAAAGAGGAUUCCUGAACAAGGGAACCAGGAUGGAUCAAAGGAAAGAUGGCUAGGAGAGGGAUCAGCAGGGGACCUGGGGUUGAGCUUCCAUAGUGACAGGGAUCCAGGUGCCGAGUGCCCCCCAGUGGCUGCCAGCUGCCUGCCAUUAUCAUUAGGAGUGCCUCUCUUUUCCAGUUUUAUUGUCUACUCCCACAUGUUACAAAUAAU
Molecule: messenger RNA, 1520 nt
Organism: Phyllostomus discolor (pale spear-nosed bat)
Lineage: Eukaryota; Metazoa; Chordata; Mammalia; Chiroptera; Phyllostomidae
Product: lipopolysaccharide-binding protein-like
Exons: 3
Coding region: 108-362 (84 amino acids)
Biological process (GO): lipopolysaccharide-mediated signaling pathway; acute-phase response; defense response to Gram-negative bacterium
Molecular function (GO): lipopolysaccharide binding
Source: RefSeq, a predicted model, not a curated record